Ornithodoros turicata is the source of this 3398-nucleotide messenger RNA. RefSeq lists its product as uncharacterized. The record is from RefSeq and is a predicted model, not a curated record. Gene Ontology annotation, biological process: signal transduction. The transcript has 11 exons. NCBI's taxonomy places the organism in Eukaryota, Metazoa, Arthropoda, Arachnida, Ixodida, Argasidae. Bases 256 to 2778 code for a protein of 840 amino acids.
AUAUCCCACAAUCCAGCGCGCCGGCUUCCCGUCGUUCUUCCUGUUCUCGGGCCGUCCGCCAAUCAGCGUCAGCCUGGCGUUGUGUUGGGUUUUAAAACGUAAGGGGUGUACGAAGCCGUUUGGCUGCCGGGAGAUUUAACUGCAAGUCAACAAUGUUUCCGAGAAACAAAUAGUAUCUUCAUCCUGGGGAAGUUACGAGUGCUUUGCUUAUGUAGCGGCGUUCGAGUGUGGAAUGGAAUAGGCCUUUACGGCUGCAUGGUGCACGCUAACAACAGCAUCACGAACGUUUCCGAGAUGGCGGACGAAGAACAGUGCAAUCUAACUUCCCUUGUAGUUGCUGAAUUGAGAAAUCUGGGAGUGAAAGUUCCGAAACUGAAGAAGUCACGAACUAGCGCAAAACAGGCGUCAAGACGUUCGGGAGGGCAAGGUGGAACCUUUGGGAUGCCGUUGGAAAAGCAACAACUUGCAGUUUCUGGCGAAACGGGGAUACCAAUUCCAAUAGCUCACCUCCCACUUUGUUUUGCAAGGUUCUUGAAGAUCACAACAGAAUACUUGCUUCUGAGCAAAUCUUCAGAUGGGCUGUUUCGAAAAGCUGGAUCCAUCAGUCGACAGCGAGAACUUCGGAGAAACAUAGAAAGCGGACAGAGUCUACAAGGUGCACAAGUGCAUGAUGUGGCUGGGAUCUUAAAACAGUGGUUCCGAGAACUGCCGGAGACUGUUGUACCGGAGUACAUGAAUGAACUAAUAAUGCGAUGUACACAGUUAUCAUCUGAGCCCCUCCAGGUGAACGCCUUCCAGUUGGCCUGCCUGCUCCUACCCGUGGAACACCUUCACGUCUUGCAGCACACAUUGUUGUUCCUUUCCACUGUGGCCAGAGAGAGUGGAGCAAACAGAAUGGAUGCUCACAACCUAGCUGUCGUCAUGGCUCCGAAUCUCCUGACUUCUCGCUGUGAAAUGAUGCCGCCCAAGAAGGCCAGUUAUCUUUUGCAGAGCCAGACACUAUUUGUGGAGCUUAUGAUCUGUCAUGCUCAGCAAGUGGGUCACAUGCCACCCCUAGUGAAGAACAGUCUUCCUAUCAACCCUUCAGACGAGGAGCUUGAACAUUCUGGGGAUGAAUUGGGUCAAAGGCAGCGUGUAAAGACCAGAAAGCAAGGAAUUCUCGCGAAUAAGCUUCGUUGCAUUGUUCCUCGUGCCCGAGGGACUCGACUGCGAGUUGUGGAAGCUGCAACCCUCGACCUGGUUGACAUGGAGUGUUCUCCGCGGCUGCCCUCUACUGUUUCCUCAAGGUUGGAGCUCAAACGCAAAGCCUUUGCCAUGUCUACUGGGCAGCGAGAAAUGGAGUCAGAGAACCUUAACUUAGGCCCCAGGAAAAAAGCAAGGUCCCCACUGACUGUAUCCACUGAAAAGAUGUCUGUGUGUGAUAUGGUGGCCAUUGCAAGGCGUCAGACACACUCCAAGCACUCUGUCACAUCACUGGCAUCCAUCGAUCCUCUGACAGCCUCUGAUGACAAUAAGGACAGGCGAGCUCCUGUGCGCCGUUAUUCAACACCAUCUCUAAAGAACACAUUGUCUGUCCCCAUAACUGCAGAAAAUUCCAACGGUGCACGCACACAAAUGACAAGGGGUGCAAAGCACAGCUGCCGUUCCCUGACAUUCUUUGCUGGGUGUUACGCUGCUCAUCGCAUUGAGGCAACAACUCCAGAGCAUAGAGUGCCCACUCCUGGAACGGUCAAGAGCCGCAGCACGCUUAAACGUGGUCGACCCAACACCAUUCAGAGUGGUCUGCCAUCUCCAUUCAGGUCAAACUCAGAUAUCCUUACGCCACAGGCUUCGAGAAAGACCCCAAGAUGCAUCAAGUUUGAUGCCCCAACUGUCAACGGUCUUCCAUCUGGUUCCACUUUCUCUUUAAAUGAUAUGGACAGUGUGGAGAGCCACCUGUUUGGAGGAGGUGGAAUGUCCAUCGACAACCAUGCUGCAGGCACAAAAUGUGACAAAUUGGUGCAGACUCCUCUAUGUUGCACAAGCAUCGAAAAUUGGAAUCUCUCCCGCCAGUCGAGCUACGUGAGUAUUUAUGACGGCCUCCGUAACAACGUGCAGACGGUGCCGCAUUAUUCCGAGGAAGUUUGUGGUGGCAGAGCAGAAACGUCUCCACAUCGCACAUCAGUGGACAGAUUGCACGAAAUUAAAGCCGAGGAUGUGAUCUCACUGACUCGCGACGCUGGUUGUGACAAACUUGACUCCGACAGACAACCCGAGACAAAAGCAACCGGUCCAUAUUUGUCCAGUGCAGAAUCCAGCUUGAGCGUGUCGCGUAUCGUGGACAGCACUCCAACCCCUCCCAGAGCCUCGGAGCCCGUGGAGCAAGAGAAAAAGGGGACUCCCCUAAAUGACCUUUUCGAGUUGAUAAAAUCUGAAACCUGGGCAACACCACUGCCGACCGCGGCCAGAGACGACGACGACGACUUUAGCCGGAGAGAGAGCAUCGUACAGAUUCGGAAGAAAAAUGCGGGUCUUGUGCGCCACAAUGUGCGUCUGUUUAGCCAGGGGUGCGCAAACUCCGUCAGAAAAGUGGCGUCUGUUCGUGUGGGGCCAACCUUUGUGCGGAACGCAGCCGAGACACGUUCUCUGAGGAGCAAUUCUAGCAGCACCAGCCUACAACGUUCACCACUGCAGGAGACAAACAGAAUGGGCAUAUCGAGAAAAGCGUCCCUCAAGUCUGAAAAACGUGUUGGUAGAGCGUUAGAAGAUGGACCGAAGGAGUGGGUGAUGGAAGUGUGACAUAUGUGUCAACAUGCUGUGCAUUUGCCUUAAUUCUGCCAUAAGGGACAUUAGUAUAUAUGGACUUGACAGAUGCUGUGUCCUACCUUGUUUCAACUUUGCAGCUACAAUUUUAGUUCUCUCAGUUUCUGCUUAGUUGUCGACACCUUUUACGAGAUAAGAGAUGCAUCGAGGCGCAAUGUUUGAUAUCUUUUCUUUUAUCUUUAUCUGCCUCACAGGUUAAAUUUUCACUCAUCAUUGUAGGCUCACGGAAGAAACUAAAAUUGUAACUAAUCGUAUCGGGCUCCUAUACCCACCGAGUGUGUUCAGAAAUUGCAACUCAAAGCCAAGGAUACUUGUUGUUUUCCUCGCUUAAUUCAGAUUUGCAGCACAUGCAUGAAUUUUGAUGUUCAUAAAUGUGAUUGACUGAGCUUCUGUUUAAACCUUGUACCCUGUGUUGUCCGUUUUGUUGAUAUUUUUAAACUCUUAGACAUUUUAAUGCACAUGGACGCUCCUGGUCUCUUCUCUGAAGAACAAAAGUAUUUCUGUAAGGGAUGUGACAUGUUUCCACAUUUGCUUUUAAUGUAAUAAACAUAAUUUUGUCAUAAAUAUGAGAAAGUGGAUAUAAAGUGCUUAUUAUA